Eurytemora carolleeae is the source of this 796-nucleotide messenger RNA. RefSeq names its product GATA zinc finger domain-containing protein 8. The coding region runs from base 131 to 715 and encodes 194 amino acids. The record is from RefSeq and is a predicted model, not a curated record. The transcript has 7 exons. NCBI's taxonomy places the organism in Eukaryota, Metazoa, Arthropoda, Copepoda, Calanoida, Temoridae.
UUCUGGUGAUCGCUGUGGAUUAAAAUUUCUAAGGUCUAUGAGAAGGGAUUAGAACAUCUGAGCUUGUAGCAAAAAUUCAAUUCCUUCAAAAUGUAACUUUUAAAAACAGAAAAUUUGUAAGAAAAUUAACAUGGAAACCAUCGUCACAGGAAGAUCCAAGUGCUCUAUGCCCCCAGGAGAUUCGUUUAACAUGCUCAAUAUGAUGAGUGCCAGUAUUCUGACUGUACAUGCUAUUAUUUCUGCUGUUAACAGUCAAAACAACAACAAUAACAACAACAAUAACAACAACAACAACAACAACAACAACAAUGCCAACACAAACUCUAUCUCGGUGUCUGUCAUGAAUACCAACAUGAACAUGGCUGGGAAAAGGGAACUGAGGGAUGAGACAUAUUUGAAUGGUUUGAAUUUUUUGCUCUCGGAGUUACAGGGAUUGAGUAUGUGUGCUUUAAAAAAGAUUGUUGUUCAUCUUGUACAUGAUCAUCGCAAUGACUCACUAAAAUUAAGUAAUAAGGAUGAGUUAAGAAAUCUACUUUUACCAAUGCUGAUUUCAAACAUUGGAAAUAUAGAGCUCAGAAACAGUACUGAACUCAGUCAGUUGUUUCUGGAAUCCGAGAAAAGUAUGUACAACUGUGUACAUGAAGCUGAACUUUGUGUAUCCUGUAGGGCCCUCGCUCCGAUCUCAAUUCAACAUUUUCUAGAUAUGUUAACCUAGGCAUUUUUAAUAUUUUUCUUGUGAUUCAUUUCAAUAAAUGAGUUAAAUAUGAAUAAUUAUUACACUAAUUUAUUUCUGGGU